CCGGUUUCCUUGGUUGUUUAUAUGCUAACACCGACUAGCUAGUUUGAGAUUUGUUAGCUCUGGGAACUUUGGUAAACUCUCGUAAAUUUGUGUAUAAAACGUUCAGAUUUGUGAGUAAAGAUGGGAUGUGACGGAGGAACUAUUCCUAAAAGACACGAACUGGUUAAAGGACCAAAGAAAGUGGAAAAGGUGGACAAAAAUGCAGAACUCGCUGCCAAGUGGAAAUACUGCAGUCUGAGCCAAGAGAAGCUACGCCGUCCUAUUGUGUCUUGUGAACUUGGCAGGCUGUACAAUAAAGAUGCCAUCAUCGAGUAUCUGUUGGAUAAAUCAGCAGAAAGACCAAACACUGAAGUUGUUGCACACAUACGUAGCAUCAAGGAUCUGAAAGAGUUGAAUCUGACUGAUAACCCAGCAUGGGAAGGGGAGAGGAGGAACGCUAAGGGUGACUGCUAUGAAGACAUGCACUGUGGCAUGUUUAUCUGCCCUGUAGUGGGACUGGAAAUGAACGGCAAACACAAGUUUUGCUACUUGCAUACCUGUGGCUGCGUUUUCUCAGAACGAGCUCUCAAAGAGGUCAAGACGGAGAUCUGCCAUAAGUGUGGAGACCCCUUUCAUGAAGAUGAUAUUGUGAUGCUAAACAGUAGCAAAGAAGAGCAAGACAAGCUACAGAAGGCAAUGGAAGAGAGAAGGGCCAAGGCUAAAACAGCAAAGAAGUCAAAGAAAAGCAAGGCUCUUGAGACUGUUUUCAAAUCACCAGAAUCAACAGCCCCUGAGAUGAAAUCAACACCAGCAAAUGGAGAAAGCAUCAGCAAUAGCUCAGCUCCAGGACCCUCUGGCUCUUCAAAGCCAGUGAAGGUCACUGCUGCAGCAGGGAGUAAAAGGUCCAUUCAGGACACAGAGAAGUCAGAGGCCUACAAAUCUCUCUUCACAUCUCACAGCUCUGCCAAGCGUACCAAAGACCAGAUGUCCAACUGGGUUACUCACACACCUUACCACUUUUAAGAGCCACAUGGUUAGUGAUAAGUGGAAGAGAAAGUCUCUAAGAAGGCAUUUAAAUUCCUCCUUUGAACAUAUUUGACCUAAUUCAGCAAUUUUAAUGUUUUGUGGCUUUAAUAUAUGAUUCUUUCAAACACGUAUGCCGUAUGACUAUUAUUUUUCUAGCAUGUUUGUAUUUUAUCGAGCAAAAAAAGGUUUAAUUUUUUUUCUGGUAUAUUUUCACAUGGAUUCUUUUAUUGUUGUACUUUUUCCCUACAGUAGUUUUGUGAAAUAUUGUUUUAUUAGUAUUAGUGGAUAUUCAUAUUGCUGGCUCUGUUAUACUGACUGGUUUGGCUCAACUUGUGCACAAAGAAGGAAAGGUCAUUGCAAAAUAGUAUAAAUUUAUUCUCAAGAUUUCCAUACUGAUCGGAGAGGUCUCUUCAUCCAUAUGGUGCAAAUUUUGUCAUAUGGCAUGCCAGUCUCAGUCACUAGAUAUCAACCAUUUUAUAGCUUUCCAGUGUAAUAAAUUCCUUGUACUGAUUUUAAAUGCACCUCCACUCUAAAGUGAGAAAUGGACAAAAACAUUGCAACCAAAUGCCACCACUGGAUAACAAAGCCACCAGUAUUUCCUUUAAUUUGUAACCUGUUUUACUAAAAAAAAACAUCAUCUAAUAAACUUUAUACAUUAUAAGAAGAACGCGGCCGUAAUGUAAAAUCAUGCUUCCACAUUUGAUGGUGCAUGGUUUGAAAAUAAAUAAAGGUCUUUGCAAACUUU
Molecule: messenger RNA, 1750 nt
Organism: Tachysurus fulvidraco (yellow catfish)
Lineage: Eukaryota; Metazoa; Chordata; Actinopteri; Siluriformes; Bagridae
Gene: rtf2
Product: replication termination factor 2
Exons: 9
Coding region: 121-1002 (293 amino acids)
Biological process (GO): mitotic DNA replication termination; site-specific DNA replication termination at RTS1 barrier
Cellular component (GO): nucleus
Source: RefSeq, a predicted model, not a curated record